Molecule: messenger RNA, 693 nt
Organism: Pundamilia nyererei
Lineage: Eukaryota; Metazoa; Chordata; Actinopteri; Cichliformes; Cichlidae
Product: SWI/SNF-related matrix-associated actin-dependent regulator of chromatin subfamily A-like protein 1
Exons: 5
Biological process (GO): DNA repair; replication fork processing
Cellular component (GO): nuclear replication fork
Molecular function (GO): ATP binding
Source: RefSeq, a predicted model, not a curated record
GCCACCAAGAUGUGGAACUUUAGUCUAGAAGACUACCGACAGCUAAUGGAGGAAGCAGCUGCCAUUCCUUCGGUGUCUUUGAGACCUUUGGAGGGAAUGGAAGCGGUGGACGUGACGGAGGCCACCAGCCGAGCUCGGGACGGCACGGCCCUGGCAGCGCUGCUCAAGUUAUGUAAUGGCUGGCAGAAGCCCGGAGCCACUUUGCAGGGCCAGUGCAUUCUGGUGUCCCAGACAAAGUUUGAGGUGGACAUUGGCUACCAUGUUGAUGUCAUUGCAGCAUUCAAGCAAAUGCCAACAAAGAACUACGACAUGAAAACAAGAAAGUGGAAUUUUUCACUCGAGGACUAUAAGAGACUCAUGGAUCUCCUCAGUGGGAUAGCAGCAGUGGAGGUGGAGCCUCUUCCCAGGGCAAUAAUCCAGGCUUUCUCUGCCAGGUUUGAUGGGACUGAAGCCAGGAUUUUAAACGUCCCUGAGGCAGACCUCUCUAGCAUCGACCCCUCUCUCACCCGAAGCCUCAUGCCCUUCCAGAGGGAGGGAGUCAACUUUGCAGUGUCUAAACAGGGCCGCCUCCUCCUGGCUGAUGACAUGGGCCUGGGAAAGACUAUUCAGGCCAUCUGUAUAGCAGCUUAUUACAAAAAGGAGUGGCCUUUGUUGGUGGUGACUCCGUCCUCUGUACGAUUCACCUGGGCUGAG